AUGUGGCCUCACAGCACCCCUAGCAUCUUCAAGGAAGUCAGGAACCUCAUCAUAGACAUGGAGACCAGGGCCAAGAUUAUAACUUCUGGUAGCCAAAGCAUCAACAGCUACAUUUUGUUCACUGUAGAUCUUAAUUGCACAACACCAGGAUUCAUGGAUCUUCAUUUUACAGCAGGAAAUGAUGCUGUAGAGAGGGUGAGUUGGAACAGUAGGAGAAGAAGAUUCGAGUUACAGCAGCACUGGAGUGGCAUUCAAUCUCCACAUCGCUGUAGCCAGCGUCCCAUAAACACGUAA
This is a messenger RNA of Prunus armeniaca (apricot), 294 nucleotides long. NCBI's taxonomy places the organism in Eukaryota, Viridiplantae, Streptophyta, Magnoliopsida, Rosales, Rosaceae. The record is from the annotation of a GenBank genome assembly.